Messenger RNA from Oryza sativa Japonica Group (Japanese rice), 1582 nucleotides. NCBI's taxonomy places the organism in Eukaryota, Viridiplantae, Streptophyta, Magnoliopsida, Poales, Poaceae. The record is from RefSeq and is a predicted model, not a curated record.
AUCGUGUGCAUCCGGCGUCGUCGUCCUCCUCAUCCAGUGUAGUAGUAUACUAGUAUGAGUAGGCUUGGUAGGUCGCCCGGCCCGGCGGCGCCGACUCGAUUUCCUCCCCUCGCGUCUCGUUUGAUUCAGAAAGAAAUUGUAAGCGAGCGCAGCAUUGGGUUCAAAUAAUCAGAGAAUCGAGAGGAGAAAGACAUUAGAUCAGUAGAGGAAGCGGGAGAGAAGGCAAGUCUGAGGUGCCCCCGACCCGAUGCCUCCGAUUUCUCGACUAGAUCCGAGAUAUCAUCGCGCCAGGGGACUACAUGAGCUGAAUCGGUUAAUGUCCCUAAGGCGGGAGCAGCGCCGUCUCCAAAUCGAAACCUAUCAAUUUCUUGCUCAAUGUGCUAAAAGAAAGGAAUCUCCCUGCCAACAAGAUAAUUCUCAAUGUGUGAAGAGAAUGAGAUAUUCAGGUCCGGACCUUCCAGAGGACAUAUGGCACCAUAUACAUUCCUUGUUGCCACUGCAAGAUGCUGCCCGUGCUGCUUGCGUGUCUCAGGCUUUUCUACGUUUCUGGAGCGGCUUAGCUUCCUGGGGGUAUUUGGAUGUUUCGGGCUACAAAUGCUAGAAAGCAAAGCUCCAAAUCUAUGCAGUUUUCACUUUGAAGGUAAACAAGCGCAAUUCUCACUAGAGGAACCUGUGCGAUUGAAGAAUCUGGAAGUGGUUUUCCCCAACAGUGUCUGUUAUGCUCGUGUUGAGCUUCCGUUUAGUAUGCCAGAUAUUGAAACUCUUAAUGUCAUUUUGUCUUGUGAGAUGGUGGAUACACCAACUGGCCCUGGCAAAUUCCUCCACCUUAGAUACUUGAGGAUUACUUUUGCAACAUGGAGAUUUUCCUGGGCUUAUGAUUAUUUUUCUCUUGCAUCUUUUCUUGAUGCUUCUCCUUCCUUGGAGACUUUCAUCCUAUGUAUUUCACAGAAAGAGAAGCAUGACUUGACAUUUAAGGAUCCCAUAUGUCUAAGGCAAAUCCCCGAACACCGGCACGACAAGCUUAAGAAUGUGAAGAUCACUGGUUUCAGUGCCACAAGAAGCUUGGCUGAGCUAAUAUGUCAUAUUAUGGAAAAUACAACGUCCCUUGAGUGCCUUACAUUGGACACUCUUUGCACUCAACUUCGGUGUUCUGACGGCAACAUCGAUGUCUGCCUCCCAUUGGAUCAGGAUGUUAUCAAGGGAGUGCAUAAUUCGCUCUUGGCUAUCCGAACAUACAUCGAGGGGAAAAUUCCCUCUACAGUCAAGUUCAAUGUCCGGGAGCCUUGCAGCCGUUGCCAUGGUUGGUAACUUGGAUGUCGGAUCAUUAUUACCCAGUAUUUAAUUUUGUAACUUAAGGUGUGUUGUCCUUUAUGUUUUAAGUUAUUUGUUGUGUCCAUUGUUUAGGUAUGUGCCUUGGUUAAUUUAUUAAUAACAGACUUGUGUAACUUGAGAUGUGUCGUGCUUUACGUUUUGAGUUAUUAGUGGUGUGGUGUCCAUUAUUUAGGUCUGUGCCUCCAUUAAUUUAUUUGGAGUUAUUAAUAACAGACUUGUGUAACUUGAGGUGUGUCGUGCUUUUAUCCAA